AUGGAAGCAGUUGUCAUGGCCGGCCACAACGCCGUUCUCGAGCCCAGCGAGGCCAUGUACCUGCGAAGCGCCGACUAUGGCCAUCAUGUAGCAUGCGCCUACCUGCUGACUGGGGUCGUGCACGAGGCCAAAAUCCCUUCGGACAUGCUAAACAUGCUGGUCAUGGGGACGACAAGCAAGGCAGCCUGGGAUCCACAGGUACCUCUCAUGUGUCCUGUUCCUCUCGCCACAUGUGAUGGCAGCGAGAUGCAGGCCGGGCUUCCGCUGAAGACGUGUCACGAUGACAACCUCUGUGACAAUGAAGAUUGUCUGUCAGAUACAGAAGGUGAUGAGGAGCUGGAUUGGUGGAAUCCUGGAGGGUUCAGUGAUCAAGAAGAUGGAUAUGCUCCAGACUGCCCUUGCGACUAG
Molecule: messenger RNA, 408 nt
Organism: Symbiodinium necroappetens
Lineage: Eukaryota; Dinophyceae; Suessiales; Symbiodiniaceae
Source: the annotation of a GenBank genome assembly